UGGACAUAUCGGCUCCAAGAACAACAUAACUUGAAUCCUUAGACAGCAGAGUAAUGAAAAACCCGACAGUUCCAUGGCGACUGCAAACAGCAAGUUGUGGGAUUAUAUUCGAGGUCGUGAUGCGCCGUUUAUAUUGAGCGGUUUUGCUGGACAAGAGGCAACAAUACCGGUUUGUGCUGUAUGGGGAUGUAUUGUGAAUCACGUUUCUCUACAAUCGCCUUAUGACGCUGAGAGGUAUAAGUACUUCACCAUGACACUUGCUGGAGUUUCAGACGUUGCUAUAGUUUUCGAUUUGAUUAUACAACGAUUUGGGUGGAACAAAAUAGGACUGGUAACAUUCAAUCAUAGCGUGAUGUCAAAGGGUACAAAUGUGUUAAUGAAGAAACUAGCUGAAAGAAAUAUAACACCAUAUGCUGAUGUCCUGUUUGAUAGAUCUUCACCAGAGGUUAUUUGGAAACGGUUAAAGGGGAUUAGAAUAAUUGUGUCGUUUGUGCUUCACA
Owenia fusiformis is the source of this 500-nucleotide messenger RNA. NCBI's taxonomy places the organism in Eukaryota, Metazoa, Annelida, Polychaeta, Sabellida, Oweniidae. The record is from the annotation of a GenBank genome assembly.